Molecule: messenger RNA, 1649 nt
Organism: Staurois parvus
Lineage: Eukaryota; Metazoa; Chordata; Amphibia; Anura; Ranidae
Source: the annotation of a GenBank genome assembly
GAUGGAUCCAAGUGUAAGGAGGAGAAAGUUCCUACAGAUGGAUCCAAGUGUAAGGAGGAGAAAGUUACUACAGAUGGAUCCAAGUGUAAGAAGGAGAAAGUUACUACAGAUGGAUCCAAGUUUAAGGAGGAGAAUGUUUCUACAAAUGGAUCCAAAUGUAAGGAGGAGAAUGUUUCUACAGAUGGAUCCAAGUGUAAGGAGGAGAAAGUUCCUACAGAUGGAUCCAAGUGUAAAGAGGAGAAAGUUCCUACAGAUGGAUCCAGUAACAGAAACCCACCAGAGAAAUGUCCCCAUCCUCUGUAUUCCUGGGAUUCCACACAGGAAGAUCAUAUCACCCCUCACCAUCAUCAGGGUGAAGAUCUGAACCUUAAAGCAAAAUGUAUAGGUGAAGAAGAAGUGUGUAUGGAGGUUGACCCGCCAUGUGAAGAGAACCGAGUUCCUCCUGAGAUCUGCACAGAUGGAUCCAGCAGGAGAAUUCUACCGGAGAAACGUCACCAUCGUCUUACUACACAGAAAGACCUCAGCAUUCCUCACCGUGAUCAGGAUGAGGAAAUGGACAAUUUCCAGGUAGUCGUAAUUAAAGAAGAAAAAGAGGAGAACUUGGCAUUUCCCAUGAUGACGAGGGAGGAGGAAAUUCCAGCAGAGAUCGGGACAGAUGGAAACUACAUCAGGAAAACUGCAGACAGAUAUCUUAGCUCUUCACAGAAUCAUGUCAGUCAGAAUAGUGACGUCUCUCCAGAAUCCCCAGAAAAUUUCCUCUACACUCCGGAUAUAAAUCUGGGACUUUACAUUGCUGACAUAUCCCCCGAUUCCGGCAAGAGCAGCGGGGGGAACCGGGGAGACCGGUUAUAUCGCUGCUCUGAGUGCAAUAAGUCUUUUUGCCAGAACGCCGCCCUCGUCCGGCAUCAGAGGAACCACACCGGUGAAAAACCCUUCCCGUGUGCGGAAUGUGGGGGAAGAGUUUUACCCGUAAGUCGAUCCUGGUGGAACAUCGGAGGAUUCACACGGGCGAAAAGCCGUUCUCCUGUUUGGAGUGCGGAAAGUGUUUCACGCAGAGAUCAGGUCUCCUCAUUCACCGCAAGACCCACAGAGGCCCCAUGAAAUUUCCAUGCAGCGGGUGCGGGAAUUUUUUUGCGCUGACGAUAAACACCGACACGGGGCAGAUAGAGACCUUCUGCACCACCUGCCGAAAAUCUACCCUCCCCCCUCCUAUUUCGCCUAUUUUGCCUGAGCCCAGUAGACACAAGGCAAAAGAGAGAGACAUCCCAUACGUAGCAGAAGAGAUGGUCAUCCCAGAUCAGGAGAGUGGCAAAAACAUCACACAGGAGUCUAAAUUUCUCAGCCAGUAUAAAAUUCCCACGGGGGAAAAGCGGUACACAUGUACCGAGUGCAAAAAAAGCUUCACACGGAAGUCCAUCCUGGUGGAGCACCAGAGAAUUCACACAGGGGAGAAGCCGUUCUCCUGCUCCCAGUGUUGGAAGAGCUUCACACAGAGAUCCGGCCUCCUCAUACACCGGAGGAUUCAUGCCCGCGAGAAAAUAUAUUCGUGCUCAGAGUGCAGUUGCAUUUUUACCCAGAAGGCUAACAUUUUUUCUGGCGAAGAGAGUUCCUGCCCUGACUGCCGAAACUCUGCUACCCACAAGCUUUAG